Spodoptera frugiperda (fall armyworm) is the source of this 1620-nucleotide messenger RNA. Its product is annotated as soluble calcium-activated nucleotidase 1. The record is from RefSeq and is a predicted model, not a curated record. The coding region runs from base 357 to 1544 and encodes 395 amino acids. Gene Ontology annotation, biological process: proteoglycan biosynthetic process. The transcript has 4 exons. Gene Ontology annotation, molecular function: GDP phosphatase activity; UDP phosphatase activity; calcium ion binding. NCBI's taxonomy places the organism in Eukaryota, Metazoa, Arthropoda, Insecta, Lepidoptera, Noctuidae.
UAUGCGUGCGUGUGUCAUUGAAGUUAUUGUCAUUUACGUCUUAUGUCAAUGAAUUUCCUAUGUCAUAAACUUGUAUCAGCAAUGAAAACUCUGUGAAUUCCUUUUUAUUCAAAAUGAGCCAUAUUUCACAUCAUAUUAUUGUGUUGAGGAUACCUUCAGGCAUAGUUAAAAGUGAUAAACAAAUACAUUUAUUAAGAACCAACUCUCAAAAAUAGUGUAAUCAAUUUGGUGAUAACAAUAUCUAACUUUGAAAUUUGUUGUAAUUUACACGUUUGCUAUUUUAUUAAUGGUUCGGCUAGUCAUACAAAGUCUAAAGUCAAUUUGAGUGAAACUAACAUGAUAUAAUUAUAUUUAUUAUGAACGAGUAUUACGAGUUAGAAGAUCGUAAAAUGAAAGGUACACUUCGUGACUGGCGCAAGGCGCUGCGCACCCCGGCCACGUACAGGGUCGGUAACGCUGUGAGGAUACAGCCACAGUUUGUAUUGUUAAUUGGUUUGAUAGGAGCAUUCCUUGUGGUGUUGUUUUAUUACAAUUGGUGGACGAGCAGCCAGCCAGCAGCAGUCCAUAAAUGGGCCAGUUCAAUGAGACCAUACAAUUUAACAUACCCCCUUACCUCACCUGUAUACAAUGGAGAUGUAGUCACAUUCAGGAUUGGAAUAGUGACAGACUUAGAUACCAACUCCAAGAGCAAUACACAGAAGCACACAUACAUUAGUUACUUGAAGAAAGGAUAUUUGAAUUACAAUCGUGUGAAGAAGUCUGUGCAUGUGACAUGGGACGGGCGAGAGCCAAUACAACUGAGCUCUACAUACUCUCACAAGGGAAGAGGCAUGGAGCUCUCAGAGUUGAUAGUGUAUGAUGGAAGAUUGCUUACUUUCGAUGAUCGAUCUGGAAUGGUGUUCGAGAUAGUAGAUAAUAAAGUAUUGCCAUGGGUGAUAUUAACAGAUGGCAAUGGUCGUGUUGAGAAAGGAUUUAAGUCAGAAUGGGCGACUAUUAAGGAUGAUAUUCUUUAUGUGGGAUCAAUGGGCAAGGAAUGGACAACAGCCAGUGGGGAGUUCCAAAGUUACGACCCCAUGUGGGUUAAAGCCGUCAACAUUCAUGGAGAAAUCCAGCAUUUAAGUUGGGUGAAUCAGUACAAAGCUGUGCGCAGUUCCAUCGGUAUCCAUUGGCCGGGAUACAUGAUCCAUGAGUCAGGAGUGUGGUCCCCCUUCAAGCAGUUGUGGCACUUCCUACCAAGGAGAUGCAGCCACGAGCCAUACAACGAAACCAAGGAUGAAGUUAUGGGAUGCAAUUACUUAAUAACUGCUGAUGAAAAUUUUAAACAUGUCCAUGCUCUUGAGAUAACAAAGCACCAACCAAAGCAUGGUUUCUCAUCGUUCAAGUUCAUACCAGGAACUAAUGAUGAGGCCAUAGUAGCUUUGAAGACCACCGAGUUUGAGGGCAAGACCGCCACCUACAUAACUGCAUUUACAACCGACGGUACAGUGUUGCUACACGACACGCUUGUGGAAAACCUCAAGUACGAAGGACUAGAGUUUAUAUGAUAGUGUCAUAGUAAAUAGAAAAUUUUAUAAAUAAAAUCGUAAUUGUAAAUAUGUAAAAUAUAAUAUAAUUUCGUUA